This is a messenger RNA of Drosophila serrata, 2439 nucleotides long. It is a transcript of the gene Su(H), whose product is annotated as recombining binding protein suppressor of hairless. Gene Ontology annotation, biological process: regulation of transcription by RNA polymerase II. Gene Ontology annotation, cellular component: nucleus. The record is from RefSeq and is a predicted model, not a curated record. Gene Ontology annotation, molecular function: RNA polymerase II cis-regulatory region sequence-specific DNA binding; DNA-binding transcription activator activity, RNA polymerase II-specific. NCBI's taxonomy places the organism in Eukaryota, Metazoa, Arthropoda, Insecta, Diptera, Drosophilidae.
UCGAUACAACAUCAACAUCCCCACUCAGUUUAGUUGUAGUAUUAUAAAUAAAACCCAAGCGCUAAACACAGCUUAAACACAAGCCAGCCGCUUCAACCGCUGGUCGCUAGUCAAGUGCUUCAAGGAUACAAAUAUGUAAACACUGUUUAGGUCACUCGAGUCUAGCCACAACAACAAAGCGAAUCCGAAUCCGAGUCCGCGACGAAGAAGAAGAGAGUGCGUGAGAGAAACGACAGCUGCUGCCCGUGUGUUGGUGCAGGAUAACAAAUACAAAACAUACAAUAACAACAAAGCAGUGUCCAAAGUGCCAAACGAAUUUGCCAAAAAAAAAGAAAAGCGAAAAGUAAACCAAGAUUCCCAAACGGUCCAAAGCCCAGCCAACGGCUUCCGAGUUCGUUCAUCAAGUUCCAAUGCAAAGACCAUGUGCAUAAAUGAAGAGCUACAGCCAAUUUAAUUUAAACGCCGCCGUCGCCCCGCCCGCCAUUGCCUACGAUAACGCAGCCGCAGCCGCCGCAGCAGCAGCAGUUGCCCAGUCACUUAAUCAAGGCUCGCCCCUUGAUCACAGCCAUCACCAGCAGCAGCAGCAGCGCCAGGACAUGCCGCACUUUGGACUUGGCACUGGUCCGCAGCCGCCGCCACCUCCUCAGCAGCUACAAGUGCACCACCAGCAGCAGCAGCAACAGCAGCAACAACAGCAGCAGCAACAACAUCAACAACAAUUGCAAAUGUCCAUGCUGCCAGGUCCGUACCGGCCGCACAUUGAGGAAAAGAAACUAACGCGAGAUGCCAUGGAGAAGUACAUGCGGGAGCGCAACGAUAUGGUCAUCGUGAUACUCCAUGCCAAGGUGGCCCAAAAGUCAUAUGGCAACGAAAAACGAUUCUUCUGCCCACCGCCUUGCAUUUAUCUCUUCGGGAGCGGCUGGCGACGGCGAUACGAGGAGAUGCUGCAGCAGGGCGAAGGCGAACAGGGGGCACAACUAUGCGCCUUCAUUGGUAUCGGUAGCAGUGACCAGGACAUGCAGCAGCUGGAUCUCAAUGGCAAGCAGUAUUGCGCUGCCAAAACCCUGUUCAUCUCGGACUCGGACAAGAGGAAGCACUUUAUGCUGUCGGUGAAGAUGUUCUAUGGCAAUGGCCACGACAUUGGUGUCUUCAACUCGAAGAGGAUCAAGGUGAUAUCCAAACCGUCCAAGAAGAAACAGUCGCUGAAGAAUGCCGAUCUGUGCAUAGCCAGCGGCACCAAUGUUGCCCUGUUCAAUCGCCUGCGCUCCCAGACCGUAUCCACCCGGUAUCUGCAUGUGGAGAACGGUCACUUCCAUGCCUCGUCCACCCAGUGGGGCGCAUUCACGAUACACCUGUUGGACGACAAUGAGUCCGAGUCGGAGGAGUUUCAGGUGCGCGAUGGAUACAUUCACUACGGGGCAACCGUUAAGCUGGUGUGCUCCGUCACUGGCAUGGCCCUGCCGCGUCUCAUAAUCCGAAAGGUGGACAAGCAAAUGGCCCUGUUGGAAGCCGACGAUCCUGUUUCACAGCUGCACAAGUGUGCCUUCUAUAUGAAGGACACGGAUCGCAUGUAUUUGUGCCUGUCGCAGGAGAAGAUUAUCCAGUUCCAAGCCACUCCCUGUCCCAAGGAGCCCAACAAGGAGAUGAUCAACGACGGUGCCUGCUGGACCAUCAUAUCCACGGACAAGGCAGAAUAUCAGUUCUACGAGGGCAUGGGUCCUGUGGCUUCCCCUGUCACGCCAGUGCCAAUAGUUAAUUCACUGAAUCUUAAUGGCGGCGGCGACGUGGCCAUGCUGGAGCUCAGUGGCGAUAAUUUCACGCCUCACCUGCAGGUGUGGUUCGGCGAUGUGGAGGCGGAAACCAUGUAUCGCUGCACGGAGACACUGCUGUGUGUCGUUCCUGAGAUUUCCCAGUUCCGUGGGGAAUGGCUUUGGGUGCGUCAGCCCACACAGGUACCAAUUUCGCUGGUGCGCAACGAUGGAAUUAUUUAUGCCACGGGACUGACCUUUACCUACACACCAGAGCCUGGUCCGCGGCCACAUUGUAAUAACCAGACCACCGAGGAUGUGAUGAGGACACGGCACAAUAAUAACAACAACAACAUCACUAGCAUUAGCAACAACAACAGCAGCAGCAGCAAUGCGGGAUCACCUGCCAGCGGCAGUAUGCAACAGCAGCAGCAUCAGACGCUGCCCUCAAUCUCAGAAGUGCAAUGGAAUAGUCACGGUAGCGGCUUGUCCUGAGUGCAGGAUUAUUGCAUUAUCGCAUAUUUAUGUAUGAUAAGUUACUUAUAGUUUUUAUUAAAGUCCUUAGUUUGUAGAUUUAUGACAUUUCUCAUGCUAAUUUUCGACAUCUCAUGAUCCUCUCUAUAUACCGAAUCAUCCUAUCUAAGAUAUAUAUUCGUAUCUAGUGCUAGUUCGGAACCAAUAGAUGUAUAAA